Phlebotomus argentipes is the source of this 4475-nucleotide messenger RNA. RefSeq names its product double-stranded RNA-specific editase B2-like. The transcript is spliced from 5 exons. Lineage: Eukaryota; Metazoa; Arthropoda; Insecta; Diptera; Psychodidae. The record is from RefSeq and is a predicted model, not a curated record. Bases 655 to 1674 code for a protein of 339 amino acids.
AUCAAUUUUCUGUUCUCUAUAUUGAUUGUGUAGUAUUUUUCUGUGCCGCGAGAAAAACUCGUUGUCCUCUGUAUUUACUCACUUAUCAGCAGAUUUUUGCUGUGCAAAAUCUCCUGAAAGUAUUAUUGCACUGGAAUGAAUAGGAAUUUUAACAAUUACCACCAAGGACAGCGACAUUUUAUUAAGUUUAUAGAUAUGCACAUUUGAAGGCAAGCCCGACCCACGGAUGUGCUUAAAUAAUCCUAUAUUUCCACUCAGCAUUAUUGCCAAGUCGUUCAGUGCCCAAGAGCGGUGGCCAUCUUUGAUGAGGGAGCCUCUUCCGGAGGCUCUCCCUCGCCAGGGAGGCUCUCCCGCGGGGGGGCCGGCAGGCCGGUGGAAAGCGGGAAUAAUGUGUGAUGCAUUGGAGAAUGUAUGAUUAUGUAAACAGCAUCCGUGGCUGGACUUGAAUGAUGGGAAAAUGUUCAUAGUCUAUAAGUUUGUGUGGGUGGAACUGCGCGCGUUGCGGCAUCCGGUGGACGGACAGGCAUUCUGGGGGCCCCACAAUGAGUGUAGCAGCUGCAGAGGAGACAGAGCGGCGGCGGAGGCGGCGGCUACAAUCAACAGUUCAGCGGGCAGCCGAAGCCCUUCCUCUCGGGCGGCUAUCUGAACAGAGGCAUGGCCCAGCAGACGGAAGGCCAGGUCAAUCCCGUCAACCGACAGACGCUCAGACCGCCAGCACCAGCUGUCCAGGCGACACCAGUGCUGCCUGAAGUUGUGCAAAUGCCUCAGAUGAAGCAGGAGGACUUUUCUCAGGACGACGCCAUCAUGACGCCGGUGGAAAAGCAGACGGAGAAAGUCGAGGAAAGCAGCGAGAGAUCUGCCAGGGCGAGAUCCAUCAUUGGCCUGGCCAAGAAGAAGAUCAGCAACAAGGAGCGCCGCAUCCGGCAGAAUCGGCGCCUGCGGAAGAUGCUGACGCCGAAGAAUGCCAUCGUGGCGCUGCACGAGCUGCAGGGCCCGUCGGCGCUUGACUUCCAGAUUGAGGGCGUGAACAAUGACUUCCGCGCCGAGGUGAACGUGAACAACAUCCGAUACAUCGGCACGGGACGCUCCAAAGUGCUGGCGAAGAACAAUGCGGCGGAGAAGGCGCUGCGCGACUUCGUGAUCGCCCGGAUGGCGGCCAAGGCGCGCCGCGUGAAGGAGGAGAAGAGCAUCGAGGCGGGCGAGGCGGAGAUGAAGGAGAGCACAGAGCCUGAGGACGCGGACGACGUGCCGAUGCUUAAUCUGGUGUCGUUUGCGCUGCACAAGUUGUUCUGCGAGUGGGAGGCCGAGGGCUUUCCUGUGCCGGACUUCAGGGCUGGUCAGGAGGUGGUGCAGCCCAUGGCGGUGGACAAUGGUGCGGAGAUGACGCCGGUGAAGCAGCUGCCGCAGCCGCGCGACGAGCUGCCCAACAACGCCGCCUCCACGCAUCCCACAAUGCUGCUGUCCAUCAUGAAUCCCGGCACGCAGUUCACGGACGUGGGCAGCGAGGGGAAGCCGCCGCAUGUGGUGCACACGGUGAGUGUGUCGCUGUGCGGCAAGGACUACGUGGGCACGGGGCGCACGAAGAAGCUGGCGCGCAAGAACGCCGCCCUGGAGGCGUGCAUGGAUUGCUAUGGCGUGCAGUUCAACGCGGACAUCAUUUCAGACACUCAGUAGACUCUGGAGUGUGCGUCCUUUUCUAAGCAUCAUCAAUAUGACAGCGCGCGAAAGGAUAUUUUAGUAUUUGAAGUUGUGAUUUCAUGCUUGUAUUCUUUGUGGAAAAUAUAUAAAACAUUUUAAUCUCCGUACAAACCGAUUUUCUUCAGCUUCUCUCCAGCGCGAAAAAGUGUGUCUCGGCUGGUUAACCCUCGCGAGUGUGCAGAUUAAGAAGAGCAGUGAAGCAAACCGAAGGGAGGCUUUAGAAGAAAUCCUUUGGCACAAAUAAAAACACACACGAGUUUAAUGAGUUUUUUAUUUAUGAUUUUUUUCUCAUGUUAUCAAUAUCCCUAAGAGAUAUACAAAAAAGAAAAACUCAUUGCUUUUCCAUCUCAUUACUAAGUUUUUUUUCACUUUAUAUUAAUUAUUCAUUCAUUUUGUUGUAGAUAUUUUUCCGCCACGGAAAACAGAGCGAGAAUUUUGCAAAAUAAGAAAGUUUAUAUUAUUUGGAUUUGAGGAGGUGAAAAGAGAUUUGUUUGUGUGAUUUUGGGGGUUGGUUUUGAAUGGGAAAGAAGAGCAAAAGAAAAAUGGGAAGAUUUCAUUCAUUUUCAUGCGUCUUUUUUUUCCUAACUUUGUUUUUUUAGGCUGGAGAAUUUUCGCUCUGUUCUCACUAAACAUUUAAUCGCGUUAUUCAAAGAUUUUCUCCACUCAAUGCAAUACUUUUCCACUGUUUUUCUGGCAUUUUCACGGAGAAAUUUCCCUUCGCUUUCUUUAAAUAUAUUUUUGUUUAAUUAGAAAAAUUCUAUAUAAUAUUGAAUUAUUUUUAGUUUUUUUUUUUGUUUGUAAAAUAAUUAUGCUUAUAAAUUAUCUGCUCUUCGCUAUUUCUGUUCUUUUCAUGUGUAUUUCUUUUUUCUCACUUCUUUUCUCUUCCUAUUCAUUCAUGUUUUCUUUUGUCGACACAAAAUCAGGGAAGAAUAAACAGAUUAAUUUCUUUCACUUUUCCUUUUCCUUCUUUCGAGCUGUUUCACUUUUCUUUCCUAUUACGUGCGAUUGUGUUCUGAGAUUUGCAAAAAAAGGCUGUAAAAGGCGCGAUUUGUUAAUUUAAACAACAAUAACAAUUAAAUAACACAAAAAUACUUGCAACGGUUGUACUUUUGGUUCUUCUCAUGAGAGCUCAAACAUACUUUCGCGCUCUCGCACUCUUGUUUCCAUUUUAUUUCAACGCUAUUAUUUUCUUCUUAAAACCUUUUUUAUCCUUUUUCCAUCAUUUUUUUUCUCGUUUUUGUUACACCGAAAAACACAAAAAUUUCAUACUUUCAGGACAAUUGUGUGUGUGUGAAAAACUAGAAAACACAAAAAUUAUAGAUCAUUAAGUAUUGUUCUUUUUUUUCUUUUACUGUAAAGGAUAUUUUAUCAAAAAAUCAAAGAAAAAAAUUUACUUUCUUUUCGCUCUUUUCAUCCCCUUUUUUCCGUUUCUCUUGAGUUUUAUAUUUUCUGCCUUUACUAUUUUAAUUCAAUUCUUGUUCUGUAUUUACAGUCAGCGGUAAUUCUUAUUUAUUUACUUCUUUUUUUUUCUUUACUUGUAGACUUUUCUUCUUCUUGUCCAUUAUAAUUAUCUUCUCUUCUUCAUGUGUGUGUGUGUGUUUUGUGUGUGGUUUUCACAAAUACAAUAAACUACAGGUUUUUUUCACUUAUGUUUUUCCUCAACUUCUUCGUCUUCGCGUUCUUCACCCGAAAAAAUCCUAUCAUCAUCUUCUUCGUGACCUUACAAUAUGGCUCAGUUUUAUGCAUUUAAAACUUCACUCCACUUCAACAGUGAAUUUCCUCCUUUUCCUCCUCUUUCGCCUUCUUCAAUUUUUCACAAUUGAACUCCUAGUCGAAAGUUUCUUAUCUCUUGAUGCCUUUUCUCUUGCUCCAGCAUGGCCAAAAGCAUUGUUCUCGCUCACUUUCUUCUCUCUGUGCUCUUUUGAUUAUCAAUUCGUCAAUCCUCACACGCUUCGCCUCUGUCAAAACGAUCCUUUGGCGCAUCCUUCUUCAGCAUGGCGAAGUGCUCCUGUCACAAAACACCACGCCACGCAAUUUGAGCAAGAAGUGAGCAACAAGAGACAGAAUUCUUUCUCCACGCGCGCACUUCAUCAUUUUCGCCUAUAUUCUAUGUACAAAGAUGCCUGAAGGGUGAACUCUCUUCCACCCACGCUCCUAAGAUUCUAACCCUCCAUCCAUUUUGUCACUCUUAACAUUGAUUACUUCAGAAUUAUUAUAUACAUUAAGAUACCAUUUUUUUAUGCAUAUUUUUUUUUCAAUUAAAAGACUCCUUCUUUCUUCUCCUUUUUUUCUUCCUUUCUCCUUCUUCUUUUACUAUUAAUAAUCAAUUAUUAUCUAGUGAGUAAUAUUUUUGUUGGUUUCCUCGCGAGCGCCACCCGGAAACACCGAAAAAGCCACCUUCUCCAGCGUCCGGAGGCGCGCAGGUUUUCUCUUCUCCUUCGCUUUCAAACUCAUCGACUAUUCCUAUUUUUCUUCUUCUUCUCUUUUUUUUAUGUAUAUAUUCAGUAGAAACUAAAAAAUACAAAAUAUAUAUGCGCAGUAAGUAAAUCCGAGAGAAAAUAUGAGAGUUAACUUAAAAAGUAAAAAAAAAAAUAAGGCAAUAUAAUUAAUUCUAAAAUGAAUUUUCAUAAUGAAAACUCCUCAAAGUUUCAGCCCUUAACAUAAAUAUUGAGAGAAUAACUUUUUUUUUUCAUCUACUUCUACACUUAAAAAAAGCCCUAAGAAUACAAAAAAAAACAUAUAGUAAAAACAUAUAUAAUUCACAAAUGAAAAAAAAA